Molecule: messenger RNA, 1050 nt
Organism: Diaporthe citri
Lineage: Eukaryota; Fungi; Ascomycota; Sordariomycetes; Diaporthales; Diaporthaceae
Exons: 2
Coding region: 1-1050 (349 amino acids)
Source: RefSeq, a predicted model, not a curated record
AUGUUCUCCGGACAAAUAUACGACGUCCUGGUCUCGGGCGAAGGAGCCCGUCCCGAGUUCCCACGCAUUGAAAAGGAGGCUUUGGCCGACAGGUUGGCUGUCCCGGCAGCCAAGAAGGACCUGGCCACUUUCAGCCACCUGCUCCCGCGCCUCGCCGCUAUCACCGCGAAGAAGCAGGGCAGGCGUAACGUCGAGAAGAUCCGACUCGUCACCGACAAGCCCGCCGACUUGCCCUUGCUGGCGCAACCGGACUUCGGGUUCAAGCUCGUCGGCGCAAGGCACGGCGACUCGGACUGGAUCCUGCCGGGCAAGCUGCUGCCGGACCACGACGAAUUCCACUCGUCUAAUUUCAAACCCGAACCCGAGUGGACAAACCUCUUCAUACCGUUCGUGCCGGGCGCCAUCGCCUGGGCCCUGCAGGAGCCGGCGGCGUGGGCGCUCGCCAGCAACAUCCCGUGGGUCAUCACCCAUAGCAGCCGAGAGCUCGUCGUCCUGCGGUUCUACAGGAUCAACCCCGAGGAGCGGGAUCUCCCGGCAUUGCACGAGGGCGAGGUGCCGGUCGGGGCUUCGUACUUCGCCGUGCCUGCCUUGCCGCCCGGGGCGGCCGCAUCCACGGCGUGGGAGCACAGGGCCCUCUUCGCGCUGCCGUGGUACAGGAACGCGCCGCCGGUACACCGCAGGGCCCUGUCGUACCACCUCGGCCUCUGGGUGGCGCUCAUGGCGCGCCUCUGGUACCUCCAUUCUGACCCCCAUGAGGGGAAAGUGCACGAGGCGCACUACUCCACCGCGUUCAAGAAGGCGUUGAUCCAUCUGGGGGAGGACAGGCGGCCGUACUCUGUCAUCAACGCCCAGAGGAAGGCGUCGGAAUCGCAGCACAACCGGGAGUGUGAGGCGGUGGCUGCGGUGAUGAAUUGGAGGCCGGACUCGCCGGUGGAGUCUGAGAGGGAUGAGCAGGAGCGCCCGCGCAAGAAGAUGAAGUGCAGGCUCAUACGGGUGGGAGGGUGCGCGCAGAUAUUCCAUAAUGAUGACGGACCCUGGGUAACGAGGUAA